Messenger RNA from Anopheles bellator, 1614 nucleotides. Its product is annotated as fatty acyl-CoA reductase wat-like. NCBI's taxonomy places the organism in Eukaryota, Metazoa, Arthropoda, Insecta, Diptera, Culicidae. The transcript has 7 exons. The record is from RefSeq and is a predicted model, not a curated record. Bases 1 to 1614 code for a protein of 537 amino acids. Gene Ontology annotation, biological process: long-chain fatty-acyl-CoA metabolic process. Gene Ontology annotation, cellular component: peroxisome. Gene Ontology annotation, molecular function: alcohol-forming very long-chain fatty acyl-CoA reductase (NADP+) activity.
AUGGCGGCACACGCCAAACCGGAGAACCAGAGUGCCCCAAGUGGACGGGUGCUAAGCUUCUACAGGAACUCCACCGUUCUACUGACGGGUGGGACCGGUUUUCUAGGAAAGGUGCUGCUCGAGAAAAUCCUACGCUGUCUGGGCGUGCGAAAGGUGUUCCUGCUGAUCCGCUCGAAAGACAACCGGAAGCCGACCGAACGACUACAGCGGCUGCUCCAGGACGCGAUCUUCGAUAGGUUACGGGAGGAAACGUCACCGGAGCAACUCCUGGAACGACUGGAAGCGGUCGAGAUUUCACUGGACGCCGACCGACUCGGGAUGGAAGCGACGGCCGAGGCACGACUCCUGACCGAAACGGAACUCGUCUUCAACGUGCUGGCGUCGGUGAAGUUUAACGAGAGUGUCAAAAAUGCCAUCGCCACCAACGUCGGCGGUACGCAAAAGGUGCUGACGUUAGCCCGCCGAAUGCCUCGGCUGAAGGCCGUCGUCCACGUGUCCACCCUGUACUCGCACUGCGAUCGGACCACGAUCGAGGAGCGCGUCCACCAGGACGGACAGCUUAAUCCAGCGACCGUGCUGCAGCUUUCCAGCACACUGUCCGCGGAAGAAAUGGACCAACUCCGGCACUGCCUGGUGGGGCACCUACCGAACACGUACACGUUCAGUAAGCGCUGUGCCGAGGCGCUGAUUGUCCAGGAGUUUUCCGACCUGCCCGUCGGUAUCUUUCGGCCACCGAUCGUGCUCUCCACGUACCGCGAACCGAUCGCCGGGUGGACCGACAAUCUGAACGGACCGUCCGGGCUGUGUCUGUGGACGGUGAAAGGCUUCAUCCACGUGAUUCACGGUGAUGGACGCCGGAAAGCCAACUUGGUGCCGGUGGACUGCUGCGUCAACGCCAUGAUUGUGGCCGGCUAUGACGUGGCCGAGCGGUCGAUAGUGGCCAGUCGGGACGUAGACGUGGAACCAACCCGCUGUGAACGGGACCAGCUGACGGUCCCGACGGUGUACAACUACGUGUACGACAAGCCAAAUCUCACCUGGGGCCGCUACAUGAGCCAGGUGUCGCUCGGGUUCGAUGGACUGUUGCAUCAGCUGUGGUGGAACCACUCGUACGCGAUCGUCUCGAACGGAGCACUGUUCCGGGUGCUCGCCCUAUGCUGCCACACCGUUCCGGCCGGGCUGGCCGAUCUCUUCCGGCGUGCCUGCGGUCGACGGCCAGUCUUCAGCAAGAUGGUCUCGAAGACGGCACGAUUCCUGGAAACGAUGUCCUACUUCGGGCUCCGCGAAUGGGCGGCCGUCAACGACAACGUCGUUCGCCUGCGAACCCUGCUCGGCCAUGGCGAAGCGCAGCUCCUGGAGUUUGAUCUCGCCGCGGUCGACUGGGACGAGUACUUUCGGACGUACAUCCCGGGCAUCCGACGCUACGUACUCGGCGAGCCGCAGUACGGCUGCCGUUGGAGUGGUCACUGGAAUCGAAGGAUACACUUCUGGUGUCAAUUAUUGUACAAAGCCCUCUGGAUCUACGUUUGCCUGCGGUUCGCCCGACGGGUGCACCGUACGUACGUGGUGCGUAAUUUGUUUUCGAUUCUGAUUUCCCAGGGACACGUGGCGUGA